Messenger RNA from Adelges cooleyi (spruce gall adelgid), 1360 nucleotides. RefSeq lists its product as uncharacterized. The coding region runs from base 35 to 1354 and encodes 439 amino acids. The record is from RefSeq and is a predicted model, not a curated record. The transcript is spliced from 2 exons. NCBI's taxonomy places the organism in Eukaryota, Metazoa, Arthropoda, Insecta, Hemiptera, Adelgidae.
GAAGUUCGCACAGUAUCAAGUAAAAGAUCUCACGAUGAUGAAACUCCGUCUUGUCUUCCUAAUGAUUUCCAGCUGUACUUUAAUGUACCAUGUCACGUGUAACGUGGGUGUGUAUAGGAUUCCCGAGACGAGAUCAAAUGUGGACGUCAAGUCGAUAGUGCCUGCAUGUUUUAUGGAAAGUGUGGAUAAUUACAUCAAACAGAGUGGUUAUCAAAUCGCCAAAGAAGGACAGACACACCCAAACGAAAACCGGCAAAUAUUCAAACUGGUCGUCUACAAAAUACUGGACGAAACGUUAAACGUACUCGGCAAAUUCACAGUGUUAGUAGUGGCGAUGAUCGAAAGAAACAAGACUGCGACGUCACUAGAAUUCAUUUUAGAUUAUAUUGGACAAAAAAUGUCCAAGUUAAGUCGCUGUUUGGAAUUUCUAUUCAACAACAAAGCCGAAGUGUCGGAUCUGUUAACCGGAUAUAUAUUCUACAGCGAUUUCAAGUAUAUCUUCAAAACCUACUACGGGGAAUAUUACACGUACAACAAUAUCGGUAAUGUCAUGUCUGUUCGAAUCAAGGGGCAACAAUGGCUGGAGUACUUGCAACGAGUGCCGGCAGAGGAAACGUACCAGCAGCUAUACACGGAAGUAGAACAGUCCUUAGAAGACAUUUCUAAAACUUAUCAACAUCUGGUUGGAAGAUCCAACGAGUGGUUGUCGCCCCAGUGUUUGAAAUGGAGACACUUAUUUGAAUCCAACUCGAUGGUCGUAGAUUAUUUCAAGGUUACAGUUAUUGACAAUGAAAAUCUGUAUAAUCAUUAUUUACAAAUCGCGCGUGAAACUAAUUCGGUAAAAGUGAUGAAUUUUUAUGUAAACGUGGGAAAAGCACUGGACAAUAUCGUCCUGCAAAUGGCAACCGACAUGACGAAUUCCUUGUUGAAUCUAAUAUUGCGACUCAUCGUAGACCUAUCAACCAGAGACAACAGUUUUACACAGCUCAACCUAGCUUACCAAUUGGUAGACACUUUCUUAACGUCGGUAAUUCAUUUCGAAAAUCGGAUGACUUACGGUAAACGACUUAAGAGUUCUACACAAUUACUUAGCAGCCCGGCAAUAAAAGUACUAGAGGAUUAUAUUAACUAUUGCAAGAACUUCAAUGCAAUAACCUUCCCCAACACAGAGGUGCCGUUUUUAGAACAACUCGAAAAAAGUUUCAAAAAGCAUGUUCCGGGUAUCGUACUUGAUUUGCCAAUGAUUACCAAAAAACUAGUUCAAGAUGGCAGCACUCAAAUAAAUAUCAUCGGCAACAUGGAGAGGAUUACGAAAGGAAUUAAUGUGAUGCUCGACGACACAUCAACCAAAUAAAAUUAA